Nannochloropsis gaditana CCMP526 is the source of this 587-nucleotide messenger RNA. RefSeq lists its product as uncharacterized. The record is from RefSeq and is a predicted model, not a curated record. The transcript is spliced from 3 exons. Bases 9 to 587 code for a protein of 192 amino acids.
ACAGAGGCAUGCGUCCGCAAGCGCCGUGGCGGAGUCCCCUUCCUUUCUCGCUGCCUCCCAAUGUCGUCGUCCUUGUGCUCCUCCUCCUAUGCUGCCGUCCGCUCACUGGGAAAGAAGCCAAGGAGGCCGCGGAAGGCAGCUCGACGCCCAUGGACGCCGGGAAGGAGCAUGUGCGUCCCCUAGGGUUGACCUCGACGGGGCCGGAAGGGAAAGAGUCGGAGCCGCUCAAUUUUUUGUACGAGCAAAUGAAGAGCCAGGCGGAGCUGUUGAAGGAAGGCUACGCGUGCUUUGUGACAGGAGAAUGCAUAGCGUGCUCCGCGGAGGAGAUGAGUCAAGCCUUUUGUCAAACGAGUAAACGCCGGGAGGAGGUUACCUGCGAGCGGGAGGAAGUCGUGGACGGAGCCACCCACAUGAGGACUUACACCACUUACUCCGCCUGUGCUCGCACCUCGUCAGACAGUCUGGUAGAGGUGCUGCGGUUUCAAGCCGCGAUGGCCACGGUGGGCGGCUUGGCGUUUUACGGCGCGAGGCACCAGAAAGUGAAGCAUUUGACAUUGUACGAACGGAGGACCGGGGCGGGAAGGUGA